GCUUGUUUUUUGCUUCACGCUCGUUUGAGCUCGUUUACAACAAAGAGGCAGAGAAGGGAGGCGAUCUGUGGAGUGAAAGUAGCUCAGAUCGGGUUGAUGACUGAAACAUUACCCGAGUUUGCCCAGUUUUCGGCAGGACGAGCGGAGGCACAGCGAUUGUUCCUGAUCAUCGGGAGACACGCAAUGCCAGAUCUACAGCCUAAGUAGUGCUGAGUGGAGAGAGCUAAGAGCCAGGAGCUGGGAGCUCAACGAUGGGGAAUAUAGCGACCAAGUUUCGAAAGGCACUGAUUAACGGAGAUGAGGUGCUCGCCUACCAGCUCUACGAGGGCAACCCGCAGUUUAAAGAGUCACUGGAUCCCAACACCUCAUAUGGGGAGCCUUAUCAACAUAACACCCCGCUCCACUAUGCUGCUAGGCAUGCAAUGACACGGAUACUCAGGUCCUUCCUUUUCAGCAAGGAUGGCAACCCCAACAAGCGCAACGUGCACAACGAGACGGCGCUGCACGUGCUGUGCAUGGGACCGCACAUCUUGCUGGCAGAGGGGACGUUGCAGCCGCGCCUGGCACGGCCCUACGAGGAUGAGCGGCGGCGUGCCGACUGCCUCCAGAUGAUCCUCAAGUGGACCGGUGCCAAGCUGGACCGCGGCGAGUACGAGAGUGCUGACGUCAGUGCCACUGACAACAAGAAAAACACGCCACUGCACUAUGCCGCUGCCUCAGGGAUGAAGACGUGUGUGGAGUUCCUGGUAAAGCGUGAUGCUGACCUGUUCGCUGAGAACGACAAUAAGGAGACACCAUGCGACUGUGCAGAGAAGCAGCAUCAUAAAGAGCUGGCACUAAGUCUGGAGUCUCAGAUGGUCUUUUCAACAGACCCCAAUGCUGAGGACAUCGAAGCCGAGUAUGCUGCCCUUGACCGCAGGGAGUUUUACGAGGGCUUGCGGGUCCAAGACCUAAGAAGGCUAAAGGACAUGUUGAUCGUGGAGACAGCAGACAUGCUGCAGGCGCCUCUCUUCACUGCAGAGGCUCUCCUCAGGGCACACGACUGGGACCGAGAGAAGCUUCUAGAGGCAUGGAUGUCUAAUGCUGAGGACUGCUGCCAACGGUCUGGGGUUCUGAUGCCCACUCCUCCACCCAAAGGCUACAACGCCUGGGAUACUCUACCCUCACCCCGUACGCCACGCACCACUCGCUCCUCCAUCACAUCACCCGACGAAAUCAGUCUUUCCCCCGCAGACGACGACCGCUCCCUGUGCGGUAUAUGCAUGUGUGCCUCCUCCAUGUUCGAAGAGCCUGUCGAUAUUCCUUGUGGACACGUGUUCUGCAGAUCAUGCUGGGAAAGCUUUUUGAAUUUGAAGAUCCAGGAGGGAGAGGCUCAUAACAUCUUCUGCCCAGCCUAUGACUGCUUCCAGCUGGUUCCUGUGGAGGUCAUAGAAAGUGUCGUGUCCAGGGAGAUGGACAAGCGGUACCUGCAGUUUGACAUUAAGGCCUUUGUGGAGAACAACCCUGCCAUCCGGUGGUGUCCGCGGGCAGGCUGUGAGAGAGCGGUACGCUUAGCGAGGCAGGGGCCUGGUGCCAGCGCCUCCGACCCGCUCAGCUUUCCUCUGCUCCAGGCCCCGGCUGUGGACUGCGGCAAAGGCCAUCUUUUCUGCUGGGAGUGCCAGGGGGAGGCUCAUGAACCCUGUGACUGCCAAACAUGGAAAAUGUGGCUGCAGAAAGUCACUGACAUGAAGCCAGAAGAAUUGGCAGGUGUAAGUGAGGCGUAUGAGGAUGCUGCCAACUGUCUGUGGUUACUCACCAACUCCAAACCCUGCGCCAACUGCAAGUCUCCCAUUCAGAAGAAUGAAGGCUGCAACCACAUGCAGUGUGCCAAGUGUAAGUAUGAUUUUUGCUGGAUCUGUUUGGAGGAGUGGAAGAAGCACAGCUCAUCCACAGGAGGAUAUUACCGCUGCACUCGCUAUGAAGUUAUCCAGCAGGUGGAAGAACAGUCUAAAGAAAUGACUGUGGAGGCCGAGAAGAAGCACAAGAGCUACCAGGAACUUGAUCGCUUUAUGCACUACUAUACACGCUUCAAAAAUCAUGAGCACAGCUACCAGCUGGAAGAGCGUCUCCUGAAAACGGCCAAAGACAAGAUGGAGCAGUUGAGCAAAGUCCUGAGUGGAAGGGAAGGAGGUGCUCCAGACACUACUUUCAUUGAAGAUGCAGUCCAUGAACUUCUUAAGACUCGUCGUAUCCUCAAGUGCUCUUACCCUUAUGGUUUCUUUUUGGAGCCCAAAAGCACUAAGAAAGAGAUCUUUGAACUUAUGCAGACUGAUUUAGAGAUGGUAACGGAGGACCUUGCCCAAAAAGUGAACAGGCCCUACCUCCGUACCCCUCGCCAUAAGAUAAUCCGUGCCGCCUGCCUGGUGCAACAGAAGAGGCAGGAGUUCCUGGCCUCUGUGGCUCGAGGCGUGGCACCAAACGACUCCCCAGAAGCCCCACGACGCAGUUUUGCUGGGGGCACUUGGGACUGGGAGUACCUGGGAUUUGCAUCUCCAGAGAUCCAGGAGAGUCAGGCAAUUCUCGGAGGAAUUGAUCCGAGAGUCCACAUUCAAAAUGCAGGAGGCCAGCGGCAGGAGUAUGCAGAGUUCCAGUAUAGACGCAGACACAGACAGCGGAGGCGUGGAGACAUGACUAGUCUGCGCAGCAACACCCCGGACUCCGAGGAGCCCAACCCCAGCAAUUUAGACUCAGAACAAGUUGGUUGUAGUCAGAGGCAAGGAUUACCUAUGCCCCACAGUUCCAUGGAUGAAGACGAUCCCAACAUCCUGCUAGCCAUCCAGCUUUCUCUGCAGGAGUCUGGGAUGGCCAUGGGGGACGUAGGUGCUGUAGACACCCAGGAACUGCUGGCUCACGAGGCAUCUCUGGGGGCCAUCGGCACUUCUCUUCCCUCCAGACUGGACCCGUUGCUCCAUGGCGUGGAUGUUCCCCGUGCUGCUCUGAGCAGUUCUGAACUUCUGGAGCUCGGAGACAGUCUAAAGAAGCUGGGUAACAUGAGUGGGCAGAACGUUCCACCGCGCUUUAACAUUGUGGGCAAUCCCAGCCAUGAGCCUACUGGAGGCCCUUUUCCACCUCACUCCGGACAUGCGGACUCUAGUGAAUUGGACUCAGCUGACAAUGCUAAUCUUCUGGGCAACAUCAUGGCUUGGUUCCAUGACAUGAACCCUCAAAACAUCAGUCUGGUUCCUUCGGCCACACCUUUAGACCCAGAGUUUGGAGCGCAGCUCGGCUCCGAGCAGAUGACGGAAAAACCCUUUCAGCAGUGGACAGCAGAGAGCGAGCAAGAGGAUUGUGAGUACAGCAGCACGCUAGAGAGGGAGCCCGUUCGACCCACUCAGCUGGACCUGGUGAGCGUAGAUGUGCCGUCUGCAGCCACUCUUGUGCCCCAGAUGAGCGAAACCGUUGGCGCCUCUCAACCAAGCCACCACGGUGACACUCUGAAAUGUGACUCGGACCCUGAACAGCCGAGCAGCAGCUCUUCUGAGUGGGAGGGUCAAGUGCACCUUGUAUGAAAUCAAGCCUCCUCCUUCAUAACCACUUUUGAUGUGAACGAGCUGACGAAGACAUCAAUCGUGAGAAGAGAUUCAUUCGUAUACUGACGUGAUUCGAAAUCAGCCGAAACCCUAUUUUAAGAACACUGAAAUUGUCUUGAAAUGUGUCUGGUGUCUCUUGCUGCAGGCCUGUGUUUUGUGCUUUGAGGACAUGAUGUGUAAUUUUCUAAUUAGAAGCAGACAAAAAGCAGAGUUUCACAGUCUUGAAGAAGUGAACAAUUAUGAAAAGGAAAGCAGUCGAACCAGAAACCGCGAGGAGAACAAAAUACGCCCGUCUGUAGUCUGUGGCAGGGAAUAAUUAGAGUAGUGAGCUUCAUUAUAGACCUGUCAGAUCUCUUUCACAGAAAAAGGUCUACUGUAAGGAACAGGACUACUCGGUCUGGUUUGUGUGAAUGUCCUAUGCAACCUGAGCAGGUUGUGUUGUUUUGUUUUUUUUUUCUCUUUUUUUAGAAAGACCUGCCAUCUUAGUGCUAGGUGUUACUGUAGGUGCCAUAAACACGGGUCAGCACAUGCAGAGUUCACGCACGCAGUGGACGGUGUGUUGACUGUGCCUGCUGCUGGGGGCUGAAGAGCCCCUUUCUAAACACAACCCUUCCUUUAAAUCCAGUGUAUAGUAUUGGAGAAAUUAACUCUAGCAGCUUCCUUCGAAGAGCUGGGCAACUCUGGGGUGGUGAUCAUGGUGAAGGAAAGCGCAGUUGUUGUGGUUAACUCUUCAUUUCUUUGGUCAAACCUGAUCACUGUAAUAUAUGCUACUGGUAUUUAAAAAAAAAAAAAAAAAAACGGUUGAGUUUGUCCUGUGCAGGAACACUGCAAUGGUUACACUACACAACUUAUUACAGUGCCUUGUCCCUGAACCUUCCCUCUUAUUUAUUGCCACAUCUCUCGAGUGCUCACCGGACGACAUGCGCUACCUAAAACUGCGCGUCGCUCUAAUUUUCAACAGCACUGGGAGUAACAAUUCACCAGAUUUAGCAUUUGUAUUAACAUUUUUCUAUAUCCUCGAUCACUCUUUAGUUAGUCUCUGGGCUGCUUUUCCAGAGCUUUUUAUAAAACCGUUAACAACGCAGGCUUGUGUGGGAUCACUGAAUUUCUUUUUUUUUUGUAUCUCUUAUCCAAACCAGUUUUAGUGGUGGUAAAAUGAGUUCGAGAUGAUGUGUGUAUAGUACAUGACGCCAUUGUGCUUAAUCCAUACUGUAAAGCGCCAGACCUAAUAUAUUGCGAAAUUGAUUUUCUAUUUAUUUGAAAUUUAAUGUCUUUCAUAAAAAAAAAGAAAUAACAGAUAAUGUUCAAAAAAUAAAUGAAAGCCAAUGUUUAUCCAUGUGUCAAAAAACUAAACAAAAACAAGGUCCUUUUACAGUGCCACUUUUAAAUAUUGCGCUUUAAACUAAUUAAUUGUUACUACUGAGGUGAUUUCUUUAGUUUCUUUUCUUUUCGACAAACAAAAAAGCAAGAUAUUUUGGUAUGGGUAUAUAUUUCUAUUUAACCCUCUCCUGGCCAAAAUCUUUAUCUUAACUGCUGAUUUAUUCAUCCUGAAUGACAGAGUUUGUGUUUUUUUUUUUUUUGCACUUAAAUAAUAAAAAAAAAAAAAGAAAAAAAGGAAGGAAACCCCAAUUUGUAAAGGUAUAUAUUAAUGCAGAUUAAUGCUGAAGAAACAUUGCUGUAUUGCUGUAAUGUCAAUCAAAAUUUAAGUCCAUAGUCGGGGGGAAAAAAAAAACUCAAACCUGUCCUAAGUAGUGAUAGAAGAAUAACUGAAAUACUGUACGUCUGUACACGUGACAUCGUCUUAUGUAGUUUGUACACGCAUAUAGUAUAAAAUGCUUUAAAGGGUUUUUAUUGUCUUUUCAUACCUAAAUAUAGAAUCGAUUAAGGAACCUGCAGUAUUUCUUCAGUCAGCAGUAAUGUAUGUUGCCAAAGUGAUGAAGCUAACAUAGUAAAGCACUCAGUAAGUUUUUUUUUUUUUUUUUUUCCUUUCCUUCUUUUCCCCACAUGUUUAGAUGUGAAGUGACACAUACUUUACAUGACAGUAUGCUGUGCAUUAAAUCAAAACACACGUUUUAUUUUCUUGGAGCAAAAAUAUUAUCUGAGUGGCAAUUGGGGAGAAAAAAAAGGCAAGCACAUUUUGUAACCCAUUAAAAAAUUUAUAUUGUUAAGUGACUAAUCCUUGAAAUGUUAUUUGCACUUUCAUAGUCUAUACUUGAUACAUUCCCAGUUUAUAUGGAAAAUAAAUUAUAUAAAUGGUUGAUGUUUGGCCAAUACAUUUGACUGAACUGAGUAUGAAACUCAAUAAAGUUAUUACACCCCCCUCCCCCCCUCCAAAAAAAAUCUGUGCUUUCCACUUGAAAUUAUUGUACCAUCUAUAAAUAAGUGUAGUCCUCAGUCCAAGCACUGGGUGCAUUGUGUUUUUGGUAAUACUUUCUAUCAUCUGAUUUGCACAGGUUUCCUGUGGAGCAGUGGAACAUGGAAAACCCUUAAAAAAUGUGGUGAUAAUGGUGUGGAAUAUACAUUUCCUGAUGUGUAGUAUGUGACAGCAAGUAGAGGUGUACACCUCAGACUUGUACAUGAUGCAAUAUGUUUUCAGUUUGCUUGUGCGUGAUGGGAUUGGAAGCUUUCUUCCAAGCCAAUUCAUUCAGAAUCUAAUGUGGGCUUGCUGUUAAUUGAUAAAUAAACAACCAUAAUGUUAAGAGACUAUUGUAAGUCACUAUCGCGACUGUUGUGUCAUCUUGUUAGAAACUAGUUUAACAAAUUUUAACUUUUAUAUUAAAUUAUAAUGGAUAAUAAACAA
Molecule: messenger RNA, 6369 nt
Organism: Clarias gariepinus (North African catfish)
Lineage: Eukaryota; Metazoa; Chordata; Actinopteri; Siluriformes; Clariidae
Gene: ankib1b
Product: ankyrin repeat and IBR domain containing 1b
Exons: 21
Coding region: 252-3548 (1098 amino acids)
Biological process (GO): positive regulation of proteasomal ubiquitin-dependent protein catabolic process; protein polyubiquitination; ubiquitin-dependent protein catabolic process
Cellular component (GO): cytoplasm; ubiquitin ligase complex
Molecular function (GO): ubiquitin conjugating enzyme binding; ubiquitin protein ligase activity; zinc ion binding
Source: RefSeq, a predicted model, not a curated record